This is a messenger RNA of Paramecium pentaurelia, 716 nucleotides long. The record is from the annotation of a GenBank genome assembly. NCBI's taxonomy places the organism in Eukaryota, Ciliophora, Oligohymenophorea, Peniculida, Parameciidae.
AUGAGUUAGAAAAGAUAGGAUGGCAGAAAUCUCUUGUAAAUGAGAAAUAUCGAAUUUAAACUCGCCAUUGAUCUCUCUGUUGAUGGGUCUUGCUUAUAUAAAUAAGGAUUAACUGAAGUCAUUUGUUUAGUCUAGGGGCCAAGAGCUGUAAAUAAUAUUUUCAUAUCAGAAAACAUAAUCAGAAUUACUACUUAUUGAAUACUCUGUUUCACCUUUUAGCAACAUAGAAUCAAAAAGGAAUUCUAAAUUUGACAAAGAUUAUUCAAUGUUUGCAGAAAAUCUUAAAGACUCUUUUGAAAAUCUUAUCAUCUUGGAUGAAAAUGGGAAAUCAGAAAUCUCAAUUUCAGUCUGUGUUAUUUAAAAUGAUGGUAGUUCUAAAAGUGCUGUUUUUAAUGCAAUCACUUUGGCAUUAUUAGAUGCUGGUGUUUCUAUGAAGGAUUUUCUAGUAUCAGUUACAGUUGGUCUAGAUUAAGGCAACUUAAUUGUUGAUCUAAUUUAAGAGGAAAGUAAAACAGCUCAAGGAGAACUUACAAUAUCCUAUUAAUCAAGAAAACAGAAAAUAGACUUCUAUGAAUUAAAAACAUUAAAAUUAUAAUAGCAAGAAAUGGAUUAAUUAAGCAAAUUAGCAGUAUCUAAAGCAGAUGAAAUUUAUCAGUGGAUGAAAGAAGAAAUAUAUUAAAUCAAAGAAAAAUAAAUAGAUUAAUGAAAAUUUGUGU